AAACUGAUAUACAAUGAGGGCUUACGUCAACAGUUAUUGCCCUCGCUAUAACAGGGUGUCAGCUUGUCAUUUGGAGACUGCCAAAAGAGAAGAAAUGGCGUACAUCGCUGGAGUUGAGCUUGGAGGAACUACAUGCCUUGCUGCGAUUGCCGAGUUAAGUCAUCCGACAACGAUGGUUGAAUGUUUUGAGACCGAUACAACCACGCCUCAGGAAACGCUUUCAAGCUUGUCAGAAUACCUCAAAGAGAAGCUCGCCGGUCUAAAAAUCGCCGCGUACUCGUCCAUAGGAAUCGCUUCAUUUGGUCCUUUAGAUCUGUGCAAGGAAUCCAAAACCUUUGGUUACAUCACAACGACCCCAAAAGAGGGUUGGAGAAAUGUGGCCGACGUUGUCGGAUUUUUUAAGCGCGAAUUUGGCGAGUCCACUCCAAUUGUAUUCGAAACCGACUGCAACGCACCUGCCAUUGCUGAAAUGGCAAAAAUUAAACAAGACCAGACCGAUCCUCCGACAGUGGUUUACAUCACUAUAGGAACUGGCGUCGGCGUAGGAGCUGUAGUGCGCGGGGAACCCAUUCACGGGCUUUUGCAUCCGGAAGCUGGACACAUGAUAAUACCACCCAUGGCUGGGGACAGUUACCCCGGGGGCUGCACCUUCAAACACCGCUACUGUGUAGAGGGAAUGGUGCAUUCUAAAGCUAUAGCAGAUCGUGCAGGGGUAAGUCAAAGAGAGCUUCACACCCUCCCAGACAAUCAUGAAGUGUGGGAGAAGGCUGGGUACUACCUAGGGGCACUGUGCCUAAAUAUAACGUAUGCUUUGUCCCCUCACGUGAUCGUGUUGGGAGGUGGGAUCAUGAAACGUAAGGUACUGUAUGGCAUAGUCAGAAGAUGGUUCAAGGAUUUGCUCAAAGGAUACCUGGAUGCGGAGAAAUUCAAGACAGAUGAGGGAUUGGCCAGCUACAUCCGAGAGAGUAUCUAUGGCGAUUCAGCUGGAAUUGUAGGAGCAUUAGAAUUGGCAAGGCAAGCAGCCUGCAAGAAGUAAUACAGCAAUGGGAUUUUCAUGCACAUCAAAUACAAUUUAUCAUCGUGUGAAAUAAACUAGAAGAGGAAGGUCAUUUUAACAUCUUUGCAAAACAACAAAUUCAAUGUCCUUUUAAAAUUGUAGAUACUUUUAUUUUUUUAAUUGAAAAUUAUUCCAACAAAAAACCUGAAAUCAUUCUCACUGAAAACAUAGCCACUCACUGCCCAAGUGAUCAGAUAUGGGUGACAAGAUUUAGCCUAGGUAUAUACACCCGGGUGUAUACGUAGGAGAUUGCACAAUAGUGGUGAGAGAAAUAAGUACAUGUCGCUGAAGGGAAGAAAAAGAAAACAAAAGAAAUGGCAUUUGUCAUGUCCUUAUUUCUGAUUAAGUGCUCAGCGUGUGCCAGCAGCUUUCUACUUCCACCCAUACGGGUUGUGUUGUGCACUUUUAUGCUUUAUUUUGACAUCCUUUCUCGAAACAGCUUUAUAUACUUAGAUGAGGGAGGAGCCUGCCAGAAGUCUCAGGCAAUCAAGACCAUAUUUUAUUGGGAAGGUAGGGGUAUGAUAUCUUUGCAUACAUGGCAAGUUUUGCGGACAUUUUUCACAGUGAGAUUACUCUUACCACUUCAACCAAAUUGUAAAUAUUUCAUCUAAAAAUAUGUGCAUAAUCUUCAUAUUAUUAUUGUGACAAGUGCCUGCAGGUGCAUGUUCAUUUCACUUUGGAUCAAAUCUGAUUCACGCAAGAUAUUUGCUGUUCUUCUGUCUUUUUUCUCUUCAGUCUUUUUUUGUCAGUCAAUAAUACUAUUGUAGGAAACCCUGGUGUGAGGUCCUUCUUGUCUGUUAUCAGGCUGAAUAUUUAAAAUGUAUCAAUAUUCAACUUUCCAAUAAAAAUUCAAUUGUUAUGCUUCAGCUAAUGUUUUCCUCUUUGUGAACACAAAUAAAAAGAUUUAUUAUUUAAUAAGUUAUGUCAAAAUAAAAAUAAUGCAAAUUAUCAAGAAAAAUUAUUUCAACUGUACAAGCUUGUAAACUCAUAACAACUUGAUGUAGCAGUGACAUGCCAUUAAUUUUAUAAAUUAAACUGUUCUCACUACUUGACUGUU
Molecule: messenger RNA, 2114 nt
Organism: Orbicella faveolata
Lineage: Eukaryota; Metazoa; Cnidaria; Anthozoa; Scleractinia; Merulinidae
Product: putative fructokinase
Source: RefSeq, a predicted model, not a curated record